AUGGCCAAGAAAAAACUAGCAAAAGCCUUGAGAAGAUCACAAAAAGAAGAUUUGAUAUCUUUAAAAAAUGGUGUUUGUUUAUUUUAUCAUUUUUUCUAAAAUUGAAUCGUCUAGGUAGUGAAGAAGAGCCCCAAAGUAAGUCUCAUUCUUCGAAGUCAAAAAAAGCUGCCGAAAAAGAUGAUUUCGACUUUCCUCUGAUAAUUGAUUGUCAGGCAGACGAAAACUCCAAUCCUCGGAAACUGAAUGACGCCACUGAUCUUAUCCAUGAAAAAAACGUUAGUUACCUUGAAUUUAUCUGAAAUUAACAAUUUUUUGGCCUGAUCAGAAAAAAGGAAACACCUUUUACAGUGGUCGCUAACGUCGAUGAAGUCUUUUUUUUUCAUUUUCGGAUUUGAAUUUCAGCAGACAGCCGGUUCUGCUGAAGGCUCUGCGAGCGAAUUGAAGGCGGCUGUAAAAGAGUUUCGAAAUUCUUCUUCAGAAAAAGCUCGGGCGUGUAAUUUGGCGUUCAUAAACGCUUAUAUUUCUGAGAAAACGUAUAUUCAACGAUAUCACUUGCGCCAAAAACUUAUCGGUUAGGCACUUUUUGUUACCAAAGUUUCAAUGCUUUGCAGAAUUUGGUCUCUUUUCGGAACUUCGUUCCCCGUCUGUUCAGAAGGUCAAAGAAGCGUCUCUGAUGAAAGAAGUUCGCAUUUUUCUCAACAGAGAGUUGAAAGACUAUGAAUUGUUCAGUUUGGAUGUCAAGGAAUUUUUCGUUUUUAACAAAACCUUCUUAGAUGAAAAAAUGAGCCCCAUAAACUGUCUUUGGAGGAUAAAAGAGAGAGCCGACCCCGCCACGUGGAAAAAUUUGGUCAGUUUUCAAAAACGUAUCGAAAUUGCUUUUUGGAUAUUUCAGCUUGAUUUUUUUGAAUUUCUUUCAAAUUGCGAGCGAAUGUCUCAGUACUUAGUGACAGGACGGACUCUAUCCGAUGCACAAGUUCAGACUGAAACUCCGUCCUUUAUGGAUGCCAAAACGGCCGCUCUUCCACGUGAGACCUCUCCUCACUUUGAUUCGGAAUAACUCGCGAUUCAGGUGUUCGACAUCGAAGCGUUGCGGUGAAGUUACCUGUUAAGGUGUGUCUGGAGGAAGACAUACCGGUAAGAAGGUCUUUUGGCGAGAAAUUAUGAAAUAUUCUCAGGAAACUGAUGUCGCAGCUUCGACCCUAUCUCACUCUUUCACCCAAGCUUCUACUCCCAGGAGGUGACUUUUUUCUAGCCAUGACAGCGCCUAUAGAAGCGCGUUAGUGUUUUUGGAAUACUCAUUUUUAUUUGAAGUUGAAAACAACAGUGGAACAGUGAGCUCACUCAAAAAAACUAACAUGAUUCAAGAUUUUAUGAAAAUAUCUGAAUCAAUAGGACCGUAAAUUUACCAAGAUUGUAGUGAGAAAGAUAAUGUUUUAUUUCAAUUCUGUUCUUUUUUUAACAGUUCGUUAUCAUCUUUUGACCAAUUGAAAUAUUACAUUUAUUUUUUAUAAUCACGUGAAAAAUGCCAUACCUAAUCUGCCAGGAAGGGAAAUGUUUUCAUUUCGAUUUUUAGGUUUGCACAGAAUAUUUUUUUGAAGCAAUUUCAGAUGUAGCAAAGCAUGAUCUAGCAAAAAAAGAUUUUCAGUGUUGAGUUAUAGACCAAAAAAAGAUUGCGUCAUGAUAAAUUUAUAUUUAGACUUGUUGAAUAUUUGAAAAGAUUUUGAAUAUAAGUAAAACCUUCGAAAUAAUAUAUCUCCUCAGUCUUGCCAACCCCCCCGCCUCCCUCAAAAAAAUGAAAAAAAUGAUAAGAUAUAAUUAGACGGUAUGCCACUGUCUCUGGGCGUUUUUGAAAUUGAAAAAAAUAUUAAACAGUUAUAGGAAAUUUGUGCAGAAGUAAAACCAUUAUGAAAUACUUAUUCUCCGAUAAAGUUAUUAUUUCUGAAAUCACUUAAGUUAAAAGGACGUCAGUUGUCAACUGACAUUAAACUGACUUGAAAAAAAAUGGUUGAAUGUAAAACUAAGCAGACUCAGUUGAAAAACUUUUUUUCACCUAGGCCGAUGGAGGAAAACGUCGAGUCCCACUCAUUCAUCUACCGCUUCUCGACGCGCGAAGCCAAAAAUUCGUCAUCCACCCUUUCGGCUUUGAGCAGUUCUCCGAUGUCGACGCAAGGCCUCACUUCGAAAAACUCGACGCCGAAGCAUCUGCCGUCGCUCUGCGAGUACGACGAGCUCUCUGGCGAUACCAAGUCAGCGACUCCGCGAAGCAUGGACAGUCACGACGUCUACCUCACGCCGACGCUUUCCAUCCAGACGCCAGAGAGAAGAGACGAAGGAGAUGAUCAGAAGAGAGUCCGCAGCACGUCUUUUGCCGACUUCAGCUUUUCAUCCAAUGGAGCCACUCCCUCACCUCUAACGAAAGUAAAGGUCAAGGAAAACGAUACGGGUUUGCCCAUUUCACGAAUAACGUCUCCUAAAGUGAAACGUCCCGAUCGCUCCAAAUCGACACCUGUCGACUGUUCUUCUGCUCUUAUUCAAUUUUCCAUGCCGACUGUGACUGAUUCGCCGUCUCCAUCCCAAGAAAAAGUUGCAGAGAUAAAAAGUGACGACAACCUACCGCCUGUGACUGGAGGGCCGCCACCUCCCGCGCCUCCGACGUCGAAGAUAAAAAAUUUGGACGAAACGCCUCUGAACGGAUGUUCUACAGUGGAUUCAAUGCUUCCUCCUGUGUCUGGAGGCCCACCAGCACCUCCUCCGCCACCUCAGAAGCUGAAUAGCUCUGACGCAGACAAUGCACUACCACCAAUAACUGGGGGUCCAUCCGCUCCUCCUUUGAUUGAAAUGAAUAAUAGUCUUAUGAGGGGAAUGCUGCCACCAGUUACGGGAGGCCCAUCAGUACCUCCGCCGCCGCCUUUCUCUCAGGUGAUUUUCUAUUCUCGUAUCGACCAAAACUUGAUAGAUUUUUGAAAAAAUUUGCUUUUGACCUUGAGCUUUUUUUCUUAUAAAGCAGAAAAAAAUUUAUUGAAAAAAGGUUUUUUUUUUUCUGGAACAAUUCAAAAAUUUCCUCAGCCGAUGUAUUUUUCAGUAAUAGCUGAGUCAAGAUACUACUGCGUUAUCUGAGAUUUUUUGCGCAUUACUUCUGAUUUUGUCAACACCCUAUUACAUAUUCUCAAACUUGCGGUGACUAUUUUCGAUUCAUAAAAUGCGUUUCGAAGGCUUAAAUUCAUCAGCUUUUUUUUUCCGAACUUUUCGAUUUUCUGAAAAAGUUCUAUGUUUUUACAAUCUUAGCAGAUCAAAAAAAUUUUUUUCUAAUCGAAAUAUAAUUUUUUUCUUUCGAUUUUACAGAAUGGAAGCAUUCCACCUGUUUGUUCUGCACCACCACCACCACCGCCACCGCCUUCUUUUUCACAGGUGAUUUCAAAGCCUCAGUUUUUUUUUUCAAAACUCAUCAUUCCUUUUGAGUCUUUAGAAUGGCAAAAUACCUCCGAUAUGUUCUGCUCCGCCGCCGCCACCUCCUCCGCCGCCUCCUCCUCAGAUGACGUCAGCAGGUACUUCUGGAGCAGGACCUCCACCUCCGCCUCCACCGCCGCCGCCCGGAUUCUUCAACGCAGCCGGCUCAACAAGUGAGAUUUUUUUCGACGUCAAAUACAAAUAAUACUGUAAAUACUCUUUUUUUCUUAUUUUUGACCCAAUAACCACUCCGUCGCCGUCGGCUGUAAAAUCUUCUAUUGUGUAUCCCAAAGAACGGAAAAACGUGCGUCGUCCGUUGGCAAAAAGCUCAAUCAGUCACAAGUUCAAGGUUUUUGAAUUAUCAAGUAACUGAGAGUGGGAGUUUUUUGUCAAUAAUAGCUUCGCAAGAAUAAAUCAUUUUUAAAGGAACAUCACUUUCAAAUUUCUUUUGAAGAGCUCUAAAGUAAGGAAAGGGACUGCUUAAUACUUUGAAAAAAAAAUUUCCAAAUGUAGACCAAGGCGGGAAAAAAAACACUAUGGAAAGUCCAAAUGGAAAUGAAGGAAAGAAAGUUAUUUUUUCAGGUGCUGGAACCGUAUUCAAUGACUUGUUCUGUGUGGAUUUUAACGCCGAAGAAAGGUCGAAGGUAUGAAAACAAACUUUCUUCAAAUUUAAAGUCUCCUGACAGAUGGAAGAAAUCUUCGAAGAGGCAAGUCUGAAAUCGAACAGGUCUCCUUUGGAAGGCGGGUCUGUCGGCCGUUCUUUUGGUGCAAAAUGCGCUCGGGCGACUGCUUCGGCCUCUUGUGAUUCGCCGUCUCCGACUUCGCUUUUGUCCGCAAACAAGGCUCUGUCCAUCGAAAUCUUCCUCAAGAAGUAUCACUAAACUUUGUACAUAAUGCUUUCGUCAGCUUUUCCUAGAUUGCGGCCUCUGGACUAUAAUCAGCUGAUCGAAAAACUAGAGACCAACAACACCGACGACAUGAAAGUUGAUCUGAUGAACACGCUUUUGACUAUUUAUCCGGAAGUUGAAGAGGUUCUCUUCACGAAUCUCUCUUAUAAUUAACGGACUUGACAGUUGGCUGCUUUUGAACGUGUCGAGUUUCGUACGUUGACUCAUGCCAGCGACCAGUUCUGUUGGCACAUUGCCAGAAAGCCCAGUUUGAAGUUGAGAAUCGAACUGUUGAUUGCCAAAGACACGUUUUCUUCAGAGGUUAAUAAUCUCGGAGUGUUGAUAACUUUUUAUUAGGUUUCAAAGUUCAAAAAUUGGAUCGAAGCUCUUUUCGAGGCGUGUGAAAUGUCGCGAGGACCACUUGUGCAAAAUUUGUUGAGGAAGUGUCUUCAAUACGGGAAUUAUCUCAAUCAGGUAGUUAUUAGCUUGAGAAAUGAAAUCACCAUUCUUAGGGAUCGGUUUGGGCCGAAGCCGCCGGUUUCUCUCUUUCCUCUCUCCCAUCUUUACUCCAACUGAGAGGAAAGGUAGGCUGGGAACUUCAAACAAGAAUAUUUUAUUAUCAGGGACGUCACAGCAAUAUAAGGAUGGCAGAUUUGAUCGCGACGUUCUCAGAUUUUAAUAUUUCUUCGGUUCAAGAAGUUGAAAUGAAAUUGGUUCCAGUCCGGUUUUUUUUUUCUUUAUUUUUUCUUUCCAAACUCAACUACUUUAGAACCUACAUACUCAAUGAGAUAACGCAAGCUGUCGAGCAACUGGAAAAAAUGCUAGGGAAACUGAACGCCGCCAUGAAGGCCACGAAGGACGAAGCCCUACUUAACUCCUAUAAGCCAUUCCUUGAGGUUUCAUUUCUGUUUCCCGAUUUUCUUCACCUCUUCGAAGGACUCGGGCGAAGAGAUCGAGCAAGUGAAACGAGAUUUGGAAGAACUUCGGCGAAGAGAAGCAGAACUGAAGCAGUACCUCUGUGCUGGCAGUUUGAGCCUGCAAAAGAUUUUCGACAUAUUAGAACAAUCGAUGCGACUUCUGCUGGAGGCUCUCAAGGUUUUUCGUUCAAAGACAAAGUAUAGAAGCCGAUCUUUCUCUAUAUUCUUUUAAAACUAUUAUUUCUACACAUUCCUCAGCCAUGUAGACUUUUUCUGCGAUUUCUCUAAUCUUUAACUAUUCAAUGAAUUCUGUGAAUUGGAAUUACACAGACAUCGAAGGCGGCGAUGCAGAGGACGACGUCGAUGCUGACUAUGCCGACGGUGAAGCAGCGCGACGCGGUUCGGAGUCUGCGCAGCGGCGAGCUUCUGGCUCGCAAGUCACUGGCCCUCAAACACCGAGAUCUUCCUGUCGAACAGCUGUGCAAGCUUUUUUCUGCCGUCUGA
This is a messenger RNA of Caenorhabditis auriculariae, 5755 nucleotides long. The record is from the annotation of a GenBank genome assembly. NCBI's taxonomy places the organism in Eukaryota, Metazoa, Nematoda, Chromadorea, Rhabditida, Rhabditidae.